This is a messenger RNA of Salmo salar (Atlantic salmon), 2264 nucleotides long. RefSeq lists its product as uncharacterized. Gene Ontology annotation, biological process: regulation of transcription by RNA polymerase II. Gene Ontology annotation, molecular function: DNA-binding transcription factor activity, RNA polymerase II-specific. Gene Ontology annotation, cellular component: nucleus. The record is from RefSeq and is a predicted model, not a curated record. Lineage: Eukaryota; Metazoa; Chordata; Actinopteri; Salmoniformes; Salmonidae.
AAAAUCCUUCUUUAACUUGUCUUCUUCCCUUCAUCUACACUGAUUGAAGUGGAUUAAACAGGUGGCAUCAAUAAUGGGUCUUAGACUAUCCAGAUGAAAGCUAUUACAUGGAAAGAGCAGGCAUCCUAAUGUUUUGUGAGCUCAGUGUUUAUGUAUGUGCCUUAAAAACCCCAAGAGAAUAACCUCUUAAUGUUAAUCAGCUAUAGUUAAUGUAGUAUGCAUUAGUUACUUGAAAUAUAUAAUUCAAUUAAGUUUAUUUUAAGUUUACAUGAAUCUCGUUGCACUCUCUACCUGGUCAGGCCAGUGAUAAUUAUACCCAUUUUGAAGGGCUGUUGCAGUCUUAUAUUUACGGUAGUACAUAUUUAUGUCACGUGUUGAAGGGAAGCGCGAUUGUAAUUGCGCACGCAUCUCCCACAAGCAGUAUUGUUGCAAUUUGUCAACAUCUACGGAUUGUUUGUUGCACAUUAGCUUGGAAAUUGGAGACUUUACUUCACACAGAGAAUACAAAUUCUGUAAUUUGGACUGAACAAGAUGGCCAGCUGCAAUUUUCAGGCGCAGUUGAUAUCCAUUAUGGAGGUAUUAGCUAAAGCAGCUGUAGCAGAAAUAAACAAACGAGUUGAUGAUAGCUGUGCCGUUAUACGUUUGGAAAUGACCCAAAGCCAGCGAGAUAUUGAUAUACUGAAAAGGAAGUGUCAAAUGAUGGAGGGCGAGCUGAAGAAUACACGAGUCAGGAGAAAAGUUUUUUACCCCAUGACAUCAGCAAGAUCUUCAUAUCCAGCCAAGAUUGUUUUGAACAAGCAGAGGAGUAACUCACAGUGGAGAGAUGGAGAGAUGGCUGUUGAAGAGGACUCUCAACCCAAGCCUACAUAUGUGGAGCAGAGAGCGGAGACUGAACCCAUACUGAUCAAAGAUGAGGAGACAGCAGAGGACAUUUGGAAGACUGACCCUCAGGAAGAGCUCAGGAUCACUGGAGAGGAGUCUGGUUCCAAGCCUGGGCAACCACCAUCCUUUGAGCAACGGCACUUUGAUGUGGACUUCAUCACACAACCCAACAUAUCUCCUGAAGACUCAGUGGAACAUUGCCCCAAUUCUGAUGGUCCAGAGGAACCAGGCACACCCCGGCUCACUUCUGCAGAGAAAUCAAAGGUGUUCAGCACAGAGCAACACCAGCCAGCCGAGGAUGAGGACUCACAAGAGCUAGUGAUGGUGAAGGAUGAGAAAGAGGAGGAGCUGGAUCAGACCACAACCCUGGCAGGACCUGACCAGUUUGUCAUGGAUGAGACUGAUGGGCAGCUGUGGACCUCUGUGGAUCCAGGCAGAGACACUGACCCUGAUGGCCACCCAAUUUUCUCAUUUCAUGCCUCAGAAGAGUACUCUCAGAAUAUCUCUUUUUUCCCAUCUCAUUGUGGGCUGCCAUCCGUUCCUACUAUGACAGAUGAUGUAGGGCCAUCGCUUCACUCUAUACGGAAACCACAUGCUAACAUGUUCAGUGCAGCAGCACACAUGAAAAGACAUGUCAGGACAUUGGCUGAUGAGACAAGACAACAGAUGCUGGAAGAACAGAGCAGUGAGAUGCUGAACUCAAAUAAUGAUGGAAAUAGUUUAGCUCUACAGCCAAGGCAGCAUCAGUACAGGGCUUCAGAAUCAACAGUGAGAAUGAGUGAGUGCAUGACCGGGUCAAACAUGGCCACCACCUCCACCUUCUCUGGAUACAGCCUGAGUCGCAGUAGUUUUAACAUGGUGAAGAGGAUGAGGACUCGGUGGAGGUCGGGCGGCACCACCGAGAAGCGUUUCAGAGAGAAACCGCACACCUGCGAACAGUGUGGCAGGAGUUUCACCAAGCAGUGGAACCUGAUCAGACAUGCUGUGGUCCACAGCGGGGAGAAGCCAUACGAGUGCACACAGUGUGGGAAAUGCUUCACCCGGCGGUCCAGUAUGAAUUCACAUCAGAGAACUCACAUAGGAGAGAGUCCAGUCUCUCAAAAUGUUGUACCCCGAUACCCCUUGGAUCCACACACAAGUGUUAUGUUGUCUCAGACCAGGUGGAACAAAUAGGGACAUAAUUGCAUACGUUCUAUGUGAAAACGUGUUACAGAAGGUAUAGAGACAUUUUACAAUAUUUUUCUCCCAAUUGAUUUGUGAAAUGCUUUGUCUGUUGAUGGCUCCUCACUUUCAUUUUAACAACCUAUUUACAACUGGUAAUGUGUUUCUGCCCAACAAAAUUAUAAACAUGUUAUAUUCAUUAAAAAUGAUUUCAUGAAAAA